AUGGACAUCAACGGAAGCGUGGUGAUUUUUGGUGGAGGGAGUGGGAUUGGAAAGGCGUGCUCAGAGGCUUUUGCCCUAGAAGGCGCAGCAGAAGUAAUCAUCGCAGACCUCAAUAUUGAUGCUGCAGAGGAGGUUGCUAGAGGGCUUACUGGUAUCGCUACGGCAGAAAGCUUUAGGUCCAGAGCAAUCAAAGUCGAUGUCGCGUCAGAAGAGUCAGUAAAGAAUGCCGUUGAAGAAGCUGUCCGCUACUUGGGACGCAUCGACUAUUGCGUUAACUCGGCUGGGAUAGGUGUCAAAGUCGCGAAAGAAAUGUCAGAAGCUGACCCCUCUGACUUCGAUCGCUUCCUACGCAUCAAUGUCAUGGGGACAUUCCUAGUUACGCGUUACGUUUCUGCGGCAAUGAGAACUCAGGCACCCACGGCCGUGUCUGCUUCAUCCGCCGGAAAACGUGGUCUUACGAGGGGAGCUAUCGUAAAUCUCGGCUCACUCGCUUCAUUCAUAUCACAACCCGGACAGGUCCAGUACACAGCAUCAAAGCAUGCAGUGUUGGGUGUCACAAAGAACGCCGCACUCGAUAAUGCGGCACAUGCCAUCCGCGUGAACUGUCUAUGUCCAUCUUGGGUAGAUACUCCGAUGGUAAGGCAGGCUGUGGACAGCGUACCAGGGUUACAACAGACGAUCGAAUCCGUGAUACCAAUGGGACGCAUAGCGUGCACCGAAGAGGUGGCCGAUGCAGUCAUUUUCUUGUGUAGCUAUAGGUCGAGCUACAUGACUGGCUGUGCCUUCAUUGUGGAUGGUGGAACUUCGCUCUCGGGUAAACUCUAA
This is a messenger RNA of Neoarthrinium moseri, 825 nucleotides long. RefSeq lists its product as uncharacterized. Lineage: Eukaryota; Fungi; Ascomycota; Sordariomycetes; Amphisphaeriales; Apiosporaceae. Gene Ontology annotation, molecular function: oxidoreductase activity. The record is from RefSeq and is a predicted model, not a curated record. The transcript is spliced from 4 exons. Bases 1 to 825 code for a protein of 274 amino acids.